Molecule: messenger RNA, 972 nt
Organism: Symbiodinium necroappetens
Lineage: Eukaryota; Dinophyceae; Suessiales; Symbiodiniaceae
Source: the annotation of a GenBank genome assembly
AUGCCGGGGAAGAAGUCUCUGAAGCGCGAGGAGGCACCUGAUCGAGCAAAUGUCUUCGGGACGGAGAUGAAAAACAAGGGCAGUAGAAAAGAGGCGCAGGUUCUGAAGCCCAGCGAGAAUGCUUACAAGGUAAAAGACAAGGCCAACGACCGCAUGGAGGAGCUGGAAAGACAUGCGCGUGUGUGGUGUAUGCUUGACCAUACCUACCAUGCUUCCUAUGCCCUAUGCACUGCCCGCAGCUUGCUGAACAAGAUCUGUCCAGACAACCUGGCCAAGAUCGUCGACCAGCUGGCCAACAUAACGCUCCACAAUGCCGAGGAACUGAAGCAUGUUAUUCAGAUCAUCUUCAAGAAGGCCUUGGCCGAGCCUCACUACUGCGACUGGGCGAAAUUGGAUUGUGCUACUUAUGCGGACAUGGUAUAUGCCCUGAAGGCAAGAUACCCAGAGUUCCCACCAGAAAGUGAAGGGGAGAAGCCUGCCACCUUCACAAGGGUGCUGUUGAACAACUGCCAAAACGAGUUUGAGAACAUGCCAUCCACGUUCGAAGCCACGGACGAGGAACGAAUUAAGUUUCCCAAUGUGGAGGACCUCCAAUUGGAGCUGAAGCGGAAGAAGGACAUGAUGUUGGCCAACAUGAAGUUCAUCGGCCACUUGUUUUUGCGGCAGCUUUUGGCAGUGAAGGUCAUUGGGCAGGUGGUACACGACCUUAUCGGCAUCAAGGACGGCAACUCUGUGCCAGAAGAGCACAUGAUCGAGUGUGUAUGCCAGCUGCUCGAGGCCAUCGGGCACACUCUUGAUGAGAACACGCACGGAGAAAACUUGAUGAACUCCUUCCAGGCACUCCAGAGCCAGUGCCUUUCAGCAUUCUCCAAGCGCAUCCGCUUUGCCAUUGAAGACCUUCUAGAUUUGCGGAAGAACAAGUGGCAAAAGAUGCUGGCCUGCACUUCACGUCGGAUUUUGGUGGCUAAGUAG